This is a messenger RNA of Manis pentadactyla (Chinese pangolin), 2049 nucleotides long. It is a transcript of the gene NOP58, whose product is annotated as NOP58 ribonucleoprotein. NCBI's taxonomy places the organism in Eukaryota, Metazoa, Chordata, Mammalia, Pholidota, Manidae. Gene Ontology annotation, cellular component: box C/D methylation guide snoRNP complex; small-subunit processome. The coding region runs from base 204 to 1814 and encodes 536 amino acids. Gene Ontology annotation, molecular function: snoRNA binding. The record is from RefSeq and is a predicted model, not a curated record. The transcript is spliced from 15 exons.
UCAUCUCCCAGAAGCCUUGGAGGAGGAGAAGCGCGUACGCUCUUUCACCCCGCUGUCGGCUGUGGAACGUUUAGGCAACGUGGUGUGUCUCUUUGCAGAAAGGCUUGAGCUUUUGUGCUUGGCCUGCGGGGGCCUUGCGGAGCUUUUUCACUCUUAUAAGAACUCACGGCGGGCCGUGCAGAGCGCCCGGACACCGCCUCACCAUGUUGGUGCUGUUUGAAACGUCCGUCGGCUACGCCAUCUUUAAGGUUUUAAAUGAGAAGAAACUUCAAGAGGUCGACAGUUUGUGGAAAGAAUUUGAAACUCCAGAGAAAGCAAAUAAAAUAGUAAAGCUAAAACAUUUUGAGAAAUUUCAGGAUACAGCAGAAGCAUUAGCAGCAUUCACAGCUUUGAUGGAAGGCAAAAUCAAUAAGCAACUGAAAAAAGUUCUGAAGAAAAUAGUAAAAGAAGCCCAUGAACCCUUGGCUGUAGCUGAUGCCAAACUAGGAGGGGUCAUAAAGGAAAAGUUGAAUCUCAGUUGUAUCCACAGUCCUGUUGUUAAUGAACUUAUGAGAGGAAUCCGCUCACAAAUGGAUGGAUUAAUCCCUGGGGUAGAACCACGUGAAAUGGCAGCUAUGUGUCUUGGAUUGGCACACAGCUUAUCCCGGUAUAGAUUGAAAUUUAGCGCUGAUAAAGUGGACACAAUGAUUGUUCAGGCAAUUUCCUUGUUAGAUGACUUAGAUAAAGAACUAAACAACUACAUUAUGCGGUGUAGAGAAUGGUAUGGCUGGCAUUUUCCUGAAUUAGGAAAAAUUAUUUCAGAUAAUUUGACUUACUGCAAGUGUUUACAGAAAGUUGGCGAUAGGAAGAAUUAUGCCUCAGCCAAACUUUCUGAAAUACUACCAGAGGAAGUUGAAGCAGAAGUGAAAGCAGCUGCAGAGAUAUCUAUGGGAACAGAGGUUUCAGAAGAAGAUAUUUGCAACAUUCUACAUCUCUGCACUCAGGUGAUUGAAAUCUCAGAAUACAGAACCCAGCUCUAUGAAUAUCUACAAAAUAGAAUGAUGGCCAUUGCACCCAAUGUUACAGUCAUGGUUGGAGAAUUAGUUGGAGCACGGCUUAUUGCUCAUGCAGGUUCUCUCUUGAAUUUGGCCAAACAUGCAGCUUCCACAGUUCAGAUUCUUGGAGCAGAAAAGGCACUCUUCCGAGCCCUCAAGUCUAGGCGAGAUACCCCAAAGUAUGGUCUCAUUUAUCAUGCUUCACUUGUAGGCCAGACAAGUCCCAAACACAAAGGGAAGAUUUCUCGAAUGCUGGCUGCCAAAACUGUUCUAGCUAUCCGAUAUGAUGCUUUUGGUGAAGAUUCCAGUUCUGCAAUGGGAGUUGAGAACAGAGCAAAAUUAGAGGCCAGGUUGAGGACCUUGGAACAUAGAGGGAUAAUGAAAAUAAGUGGAACAGGAAAGGCAUUAGCAAAAACAGAAAAAUAUGAACAUAAAAGUGAGGUGAAGACUUACGAUCCUUCUGGUGACUCCACACUGCCAACCUGUUCUAAAAAACGCAAGAUAGAACAAGUAGAUAAAGAGGAUGAAAUUGUUGAAAAGAAGGCCAAAAAAUCCAGGGUUAAAAUUAAAGUUGAAGAAGCUGCCGAAGAGGAGGAAGAAGAGGCGGAAGGAGUGGUAGUGGUAGAAGAAGAGGCAGUAUCUGUGAAGAAGAAGAAAAAGGACAAGAAGAAACACAUUAAGGAAGAACCACUUUCUGAGGAAGAACCAUGUACCAGCACAGCAAUUCCUAAUCCAGAAAAAAAGAAGAAAAAGAAAAAAAAGAAAGAUAAUGAGGACUAAUGGAAGGAAGCCAUAAUUGAAUCACCUGAAUUUCACAUCUUGCCUAAAGAUUCAGUCAGGAAUAUGCCAGAGAAGCUCUCUAAAAUGGUUGAGGGGGGUUGGAUGAAACAGAAUGAUUAAUCAUCAAAAGCUUUCAAACCUGUUUGUGUCUUGACAUCAGCUCUGCUUACUUUAUUAUGUCAUCAUUUCUUAGAGUCUUUGUUAUACAAAUAAAAAUAUUUUCUUUGUAUUUUAA